AUGACCUCUAUGUAUGAACGCCUUCAUGACAGUUCUGUUUCAAACAAAGCGAGGUCGACCAGCUGUGUGACAUUAGCUGUGGUUUUGGGCUGUCUGACCGUCCUGGGGAUCUUGCUUGCCAUCGCUGUACUGGAAAGACCACCAGAACCCAAAGAUCAUGAGACUCUUCCCGGGGAAGCUGGUGGUGGCAAUUCCUCUACGGACCAGUGCAGCAUGGCCCUGGUGGAGAGCAUCCCUCAACAUGUGAAAUAUAAAGCCAAUGUAACGCUUGGCGUCCCUCUGGAAAAGGUCUGGAAAGAUCUUAUCUCAAUGGCAACACACCAAGUGGAUGUGGCCUCUUUCUACUGGACUUUAACUGGGGAAGACAUCAAUGUUAACUCUUCCUCUGACAUACCUGGACGGGACAUCCUGAAAGAACUUGAAGAGUUGCCCUCCAGAAAUGUAUCUGUCCGAGUGGUGACGAGCAUUCCCAGCGUUAACACAAACUCCACAGAUUUAAAGAUCUUAAAACAGAAAGGGAUUCAGGUGAGGAAGGUGAACUUUGGCCGCUUGACGAGGGGCGUCAUGCACAGCAAGUUCUGGAUUGUUGAUAGAAAACAUGUGUUUAUCGGAAGCGCCAACAUGGACUGGAGGGCUCUCACACAGGUGAAGGAACUGGGAGUAGUUGUCUACAACUGCUCCAGUCUAGCAAAGGACCUCCAUAAGAUUUUCCAGUCUUACUGGGUGAUGGGACAAUCCAACAGCUCCCUGCCUCAGCCCUGGCCUGCAGAGUACGACACGGACAUCAACAAAUAUCACCCCCUGCUGGUGAAAACGGAUAAUGUCUCCAGCAGGCUUUACCUUGCAGGUUCUCCACCAUCAUUCUGUCCUCCAUCAAGGACACAGGACCUUGAGGCUAUCCUCUCGAUCAUCUCGGAGGCCCAACACUAUAUCGAUAUAGCCGUCAUGGAGUACUUCCCCACCACGCGCUUUGAAAAGCCUCGGAGAUACUGGCCAUUCAUUGACGAUGCCAUCAGAGUGGCCGCAUUCGAGAGGAAGGUUGAGAUCCGGAUGCUGAUCAGCUGUGGGCAGGACUCUGAUCCAGCCAUGCUGCCCUUCCUUCAGUCUCUAGCCUCAAUGGACAGCCCUCACCAUGAUAUCAGCAUCCAAAUAAAAUUGUACAUUGUGCCUGUGGGAAACCAGUCUGAUAUUCCAUAUUCCAGAGUCAACCACAAUAAAUACAUGGUGACUGAUAAGGUAGCCUACAUUGGUACCUCCAAUUGGUCAGGUGACUACUUUGAGACCACAGCUGGAGUGGGUCUGGUGAUUUCCCAGCAUGCUCCUCACCCUGUAUGGAAGACCGAGGCCCUGCAGAGCCAGCUCAGGGCGAUCUUUGACAGAGACUGGCACUCUGAGUUUGCUGUGCACCUCGCUGACCUGGGGCACCACCCAGACUGUGCACUAUCAAGAUGACGCAAACUCCUUUAUAAAAUUUACAUAUAACUGUGUAUGUUUAUUUUCUUAUCAAGGCCAACAUAGUUGUGACUGAUAUUGCUGUUUUUAUGUUAUUUCCAUGCUGUGAAUGCUAAAAACAAUUUAAUUAUAUUCUUUAAGUGCACUGAAAGUGAGGAGGAAGUGGACACUAUUACAAAUGAUUUUAAAUGUUUAAAGUACACCAGCUGUUUUAUCCUCAGUUAUUUGACUUGAAUGUAAUGCACAUGCAAAUAUGGUUUAUUAAGUUGUCAUUGAUGUUUUUAUAAGAUGUAGUGCGUGUUUAGUGCUGAGCUGAAAGUUGAAUAAUAUGCUUACUGAAUAUACUGUAUAAUAAUUAUUAAAUACUGUAUGUGGUUAAUAUACUUUAUAAUUCUUAAAUAUACUGUAUGUCAACAUCCUUGAGAUUGCAGUGAGUUCAACAACAACCCUUGUGUCACAGCCUUGGUAAUCAGAAUAGCCAAAGCCAGUCAAAAGAAUAUAAGCUAUAAGUAUAACAUCAGUAGACUACAGCUUUAGCUGUCAACCAGAAACUCAGUUAAACUUAUUUUGGCAUUGGGCUCAUGCAGAUUUCUUAGGGAAAGAAAUGUCAACAUUCAUAACUGAUAACAUCGUCUCUAACAUUAAGAUUUGUUAGAAGGAGUACUUUUUGGUUUGUUCAAUUUUUAUAAAAUGAAAAGUCCUUAUCUUAACAAAGCUCUUAAAAAUAUUAAAUUAAAAAUAAAUAUACUGACAUGUG
This is a messenger RNA of Micropterus salmoides (largemouth bass), 2209 nucleotides long. Its product is annotated as 5'-3' exonuclease PLD4. The coding region runs from base 1 to 1452 and encodes 483 amino acids. NCBI's taxonomy places the organism in Eukaryota, Metazoa, Chordata, Actinopteri, Centrarchiformes, Centrarchidae. The transcript has 10 exons. The record is from RefSeq and is a predicted model, not a curated record. Gene Ontology annotation, molecular function: catalytic activity.